Messenger RNA from Paraglomus occultum, 763 nucleotides. The record is from the annotation of a GenBank genome assembly. Lineage: Eukaryota; Fungi; Glomeromycota; Glomeromycetes; Paraglomerales; Paraglomeraceae.
AUGGCAGAAAAGGAUAGGCCCGAACUCGACUUUGAUAAUCAACAAGGUGAACAAAAGUUCUGUACGUUCAUCAAAGGAUUGCCUCAGAAACCGGAAAACACGCUUCGACUAUUUGAAAGAAGUAACGGAGAUUUCUACAGUGUGCACGGUGAAGAUGCGUUUUACAUAGCACAAAAUGUGUACAAGACAUCUUCCGUUGUAAAGUAUUUGGGAGGCGACGCAAAGAAAGGUCUACCAAGCUGUACAAUAUCACGAUUGAUGGCAGAAACUUUUCUCAGGGAUGCUCUUCUAAACAAACAAAUGAAGAUUGAAAUAUGGGGUGGAGAGCCUCGCAAGAAUAUCUGGAGAAUAGUCAAGAGGGCGUCCCCUGGUAACUUGCAAGAUCUGGAAGAUCUCUUAUUCACUAACGUCGACAUGGCAGCAUCACCAAUUGUGAUUGCUGUUAAGCUGGCCAGUCAGCGUGAUCAUAAAAUUGUCGGAGUUGCGUUUGCGGACGCGACUAUAAGAGAGUUGGGUGUCUCUGAGUUUGUUGACAAUGAGUUGUAUUCUAAUUUCGAGUCCCUUGUGAUUCAGCUUGGAGUUAAAGAAUGUAUAGUGCCAGCUGAUGAGGCACAGAAAGAUUACGAACUACUGAAACUAAGGAGCGUUUUGGAAAAAUGCGGCGUAGUGAUGACCGAACGGCGAAAAGGUGACUUUACGAGCAAAGACGUCGAGCAGGACCUCAAUCGAUUACUGGAAGAAGAGAUUUCCGUUUCAAACUUGC